Ictalurus punctatus (channel catfish) is the source of this 286-nucleotide messenger RNA. It is a transcript of the gene rps29, whose product is annotated as ribosomal protein S29. Gene Ontology annotation, cellular component: cytosolic small ribosomal subunit; ribosome. Gene Ontology annotation, biological process: translation. The record is from RefSeq and is marked provisional. Gene Ontology annotation, molecular function: structural constituent of ribosome; zinc ion binding. NCBI's taxonomy places the organism in Eukaryota, Metazoa, Chordata, Actinopteri, Siluriformes, Ictaluridae.
GCGAAAGAGACAAGAUGGGUCACCAGCAGCUCUACUGGAGUCACCCAAGAAAAUUCGGUCAGGGAUCUAGAUCCUGCCGUGUGUGCUCAAACAGACACGGUCUGAUCCGCAAAUAUGGGCUCAACAUGUGCCGCCAGUGCUUCAGACAAUACGCAAAAGACAUCGGCUUUGUGAAGUUGGAUUAAAAGAUGUGGACCGCUUCACCUGAGCCAUGUGGAAACAACAUCCUUCCAGGCAACUACAGUGACCCCACUUGAUUUACAAAUAAACACAUUUUCUGGUUAAA